UUUGCAAAGUCAAACUAAAACCCAUUCCAUUCAAACCAAAAAUAUGACGGGCAACUGUUGGCCAAAACUCUUAAAUACCCUCAAAAAAGCCCGUAACCUAAUUCCCGUCGCUGCCCUCACCACCACCACCUCCGCUAAUUCUCCCAAAAUCUCCUCCAUGGACGACCUUCCCAAAACCCUGAAAACCCGCCUCUGUAUCAUCGGCAGCGGCCCCGCAGCUCAUACAGCCGCCAUUUACGCCGCACGUGCCGAGCUAAAGCCGAUUCUCUUUGAAGGAUGGAUGGCUAACGACAUAGCUCCCGGCGGGCAGCUUACGACCACCACCGAUGUCGAGAACUUUCCCGGUUUCCCUGAAGGUAUUGGCGGUGGUGAGCUUAUGGAACGGUGCCGUGCGCAGUCCGUUCGUUUCGGGACACAAAUUCAUACUGAAACUGUAACUAAAGUUGACUUUUCUAAAAGUCCUUUUGAGAUUGUUUCGUCUGAUAGGACUGUGUUAGCUGACGCCGUUAUUAUUGCUACCGGUGCUGUAGCUAAGCGGCUUGAAUUUCCCGGUUCCGGCAAUGACGGGUUUUGGAAUAGGGGAAUUUCGGCCUGUGCCGUUUGUGACGGCGCGGCUCCGAUUUUUAGGAAUAAGCCGUUGGCGGUGAUUGGUGGUGGGGAUUCAGCUAUGGAAGAAGCUAAUUUUUUGACUAAAUAUGGUUCUAAAGUGUAUAUUAUUCAUAGGAGGGAUGAGUUUAGGGCAUCGAAGAUUAUGCAAAGUAGAGCAUUGAGUAACCCUAAAAUAGAGGUGAUUUGGAACUCAAGUGUAGUGGAGGCUUAUGGGGAGAAGCUAUUGGGUGGAUUGAAGGUGAAGAAUGUUGUUACUGGGCAAGUUUCGGAUUUGCAGGUUUCGGGUUUGUUUUUCGCCAUUGGGCAUGAACCAGCUACUAAGUUUUUGGAUGGGCAAUUAGAGUUGGAUUCUGAUGGGUAUGUUGUGACUAAGCCGGGAACGACGUUGACCAGUGUUAGGGGUGUGUUUGCUGCUGGUGAUGUGCAGGAUAAGAAGUACAGGCAAGCUAUUACAGCUGCUGGCUCAGGGUGCAUGGCAGCUUUAGAUGCCGAACAUUACUUGCAAGAAAUUGGUGCCCAAGAGGGAAAGAGUGAUUGAUUGCUUGGUAUUGUUCCAUUGAAGCGUAUUUGAAAUUGUGUUGCAAAAGGUCAGGAUUGCAUUGAAAUCCAUGUAUUAAGAAUUUGUUUCCUCGCAAAUGUUUAUGAUUGAAAAGCAUAUUAUUUAAUUGCGAACCCAGUUCGUUCUCAAGCCAUGGUUCGUUCUUUGUACUAAACAGUUGGAUUAAUUUGAGAGAUGCAAUAGUUAUCAUCAGCUUUGUUGCAA
Messenger RNA from Nicotiana attenuata, 1372 nucleotides. RefSeq names its product thioredoxin reductase NTRB-like. NCBI's taxonomy places the organism in Eukaryota, Viridiplantae, Streptophyta, Magnoliopsida, Solanales, Solanaceae. Gene Ontology annotation, biological process: removal of superoxide radicals. The coding region runs from base 44 to 1147 and encodes 367 amino acids. Gene Ontology annotation, molecular function: thioredoxin-disulfide reductase (NADPH) activity. The record is from RefSeq and is a predicted model, not a curated record. Gene Ontology annotation, cellular component: cytoplasm. The transcript is spliced from 2 exons.